CAAAGACGAUAUAAACAGGCGACCCAUGCCCGGCUGUAAGAUUCAGGCAAUGCCAUUUUUAUUGAGUUUCUAAAGUAUUUGACCUGUCAAUGUAAAUAUGUCAGACUGCAAUCGAGACCAGCAAACCUCUUCUUUUACUUGGGAACAGCAAGAAGCUUCUUGGAAAGGAGAAGAUUCACUCAUUUCUUGGUCAACUGUCAGAAAGGAAAGUCUGGUGUCUCUUAAACAAGAGGAAUUACAGACACGCACUGCAAAUUAUGAAAAAGACAUUCCUCAGAUAGUCUCUGUCUUCUCUUUAAAAUCAUCAGUUACUGAUUUGAUACAAGACAAUGAGAAGCUGAACAAUUCUCUUGGUCCAGGGCACCUAACAGAAUCGGAAAAAAAUUCUGCAGAAUCAAACUACAGCUGCCCACAGUGUGGACGUGGAUUUGAAACUUCUUUUCAGCUCACAGAACAUCAACGACUUCACACAGGAGAGAGGCCAUAUAAAUGUGUUCGCUGUGUGAACCAUGUCAGAGUUCACAAUUGAUCUACAGCUCAGUGAAAUUGGCUGUUUUCCAGUCUCUGUUAAAGAAGAAGAGAAGAGAACAUCUGCAAAAGUUAUUGAAGAUCCAAAAGGCAAUCCAUGUGACUCAGACCGACUAGCAGAGGACACUAUGGCUGUAAUUGAUGCACAACUUCCUAGCAAAGUUUCAGAGAAGACCGCCUAUGCCUGCACAACAUGUCAGCUCAAUUUCAAAACCUUCCUCCAAUUCAUGGAACAUCAGCGUGUUCACACAAAGGAACGACCAUUCAAGUGCUUCCAUUGUGGGAAGAUGUUUUGCCAUCUAGCUAACUUUAAGAUUCACAUGGAUAAGCAUGAAGUUGAAGAUAUUCACAAAUGUUCAUCCUGCAAUAAGGGAUUUUCAACAGUUGAGCUUUUAAAUGUACAUGCUAAUUCUCAUUGGAACUUCAAAUGUGAGACUUGCUCGCAGUCUUUCCAGGAUCAUACUGCGUUUAAGCGGCAUGUCAGAAAACAUAAACUGGAAAAUAGAUAUCGCUGUCCACAUUGUGGAAAAGGUUUCAGGAAAAACACCUACCUGAGGAGCCACGAGGCCACCCAUUCACGGGAACAGCCCUUUAAAUGUGAGGAUUGUGGGAGGUUCUUUAAAACUGAAGGCCUCCUUUUCAAACAUGAGUUUUUUCACUUAGGGGUUGAACCAUUUACUUGCCUUAAAUGUAAGAGAAAGUUCAAAGAUGGUAGCCUUUUUAAGAAGCAUAACUGUAAUAGCAAAAAAAUUCAAUGUAAUAAGUGUAACAUGUAUUUUGCCGGCCAAAGCUCGUUUGAUGCACACAUAACACCAUCUGGCUGUAAAGGAGAGAACUUACAGAAACAAACCUUAGUCUGUAAUUUCUGUGAAGACGCUUUUGAGACGCAAGAAACCUUAAGAGAGCACAAAAAGACCCAUCAGCUUGAAAAGCCUCUCUACACUUGCGUAUCCUGUGGAAAGACUUUUCGGUUCCCUUCCUCGCUCUUGGUACAUAUGCGCUCACAUACAGGAGAAAGACCUCUUAAAUGUGAAAACUGUGGAAAAACAUUUGCAUAUCGAUCAAGUUACUCCAACCAUAAGAAAUUUCACUGCAAUAGUAAACACAUUAAAAGGACUCGUAAAACUGAGGAAGAUGAGGAGGAAGAGGAAGAAGUGGAAGUGGAGGAGGAGGAGGAAGAAGAGGAUGAAGAUGACAUGAAGAUAGAAACUGAGGAUGAAGAAAGGGAUGAAACUGAAUUUGAAGAACAUAAUUCACAGAUACAAGACGAAUCCCAACUUCAUAAGUGUUUUGAUUGCGGAAAGUUAGUUGAGGAGGAUGAUCUUCACACACAUUAUAUGCAACAUGCCCAAGAUGGGAUUUGUUGAUAUAAAACGGUGAAUUAAUUUUAAACCUAUCCUGUAUAUUUGUUUUUGAGAAAAAUACUUUACCUGGGUUUGGAUAAACUGUUUGGUGGAUUUGAACACCGACAGACUGAUUUUGAACAGAGGCGCAAUAAAUUACUUCAUAAAUAAUCUGAAAGGGGUGUUUUUUUAAGCUUUGUUUUUUUUUUUCUACCAGUUAUACCACUGCAACAACUGUUUCAACUAAUUAUCCACACUUGAAAAGAAUUACCAAGAGACUAAGUUAAUAUUAGCUUUAGCAUGUUUGUAAGAUUUGUAUUUUGCACCAUGGUGUGCAUAAGAAAGUCAGAACUACUUAUGAUGACAAUUUUGCAAUGUUUUGUGUAUGGUGCAGUUCAAAAAUGAUUCAGAUUUUGCUGUCAUCCAUGGUUUAAGACUAAUAAUGUUUUUGUAAAUAUCUCCAACAUUCUGAUGUAUUUGAAAAUAACAACAGUGUUGCACUUUGAAUUUUUGUGUAAGCAAUACCUGUACUUGAUACUACUUGAAAGAAUUAGUGCAGACCGUGUCACCUGUUAAUUGUUUUAUUAUCAUGUCAUAGAGAAUUUUUUUUUCUUUUUUGCAUAGGCCAUCAGUAAAGCAUUUAUAAAUUCCACAAAAAAGACUUUAUACAGUGGUGAGUGAAAUGUGCAUUAUAAAACCAUCUUUCAAUUCUGACUUACUGUAGCCCUGGUCCAAGAGCAGGGAUUGCAUGUGACUACUCAGUUAUCUGAACUUCUUUGACCAGGAAAGCCAUAAACAGAAGAUCAGCAAUUGAAAUUUUGUACAAUUUUUAAAACCACUAUCAAGAUAAGUGUAACAGUAGGGCAAAGGAGACAGUCAGGAACAGGCAUGUGAUACAGCUUGAGUGACUGGCAAGAGGCUUUGUGCACAUUCAGAAUCAUUGCAGUAUAUCAAGUCAUUCUUUUUCUUGGGCAAAAAUAUGUAGUAACAGUUGGGUGAUCUUAAAAAAAAUUCUAACAAGGUGUUCCCAUUGUUGCCUGGGAAUCUCUCUUUCUUUGUCUCUGGCCCCACCCCUUCUGAUAUCUGCAUUGAGCCUUUGAUUUUGUGACAUUCUGUCUGUAUGAAUCAUGGAGGCUGCUUUCUUCAGUAGCAAGGCAAAGCUAGGUGAUCACACCCAUUGUCUUAAAACUGGGGUCCCCAGCUCUGGUCCUGGAGGAUCACAGUGGCUGCUGGUUUUCAUUUUAACUCUUUUCUGAAUAUAGGGACCCCUGUCUUAGAAGACGCUUAGCAGCUUAUUUAGUUAAUUAAAAAAGGGCACAUAACAUUAUCUUGUUAAACUGGCCCUUGUUGAGUAAGCAAUUGAAUAGUAAAACAUCACAUUUUUUAAAUCAUAUUACUGUUUAACUAGGUUUGUAAUAUCACAUAACCAGACUGUGCUCCAGUGUAUUCAGUUUUAAAAAUUUGGAGUGUUGUUCUUUGGGUUUAUUUUUCCUUGGUGAGAACACUACAUAAAGUAAUAGGGUAACUGAAUGUCUACAGUAUAUGGAUUGAUUUAUUUUUAGUGCAGGACCAAAUACAAUGCAUCAAAAACAAUAGGGCCAGGUAAAUUAGUCAAACACUAUUUGUGUACUUUUGUUCAUAUUUUGUGAGUAUGCUUAACUUAAAGCAGACGUUUCCAAGUUCAUUCCUAAAUACCACUGGGCAACAGGCUUUUAUUCAAAUUAGUUUCACAAAAAAGUGGGCCAUUCUUGUGUCUCAUCAAUCUUAAUUGUUUAGCUGGCCUUUUCCUUUCCUAUUCAUUUAUAGAAGUGCUUUAGUAUGAUAUUUGCAAUUACAAAAUGUUUUCUUGGUCAUAGUUUUAAACACUUUCUUUUACAAUUUUUAUUUCAAUUCACUUUCAUUCUUUGGAGUUUGCUCCUUAAAUUGUAUCCACAUACUCAAAAUUAGUGAUGAGCAAUGCAGACUCCAGUGCUAAUGACUCCAAAUAUUAAAGCAGAGCCACUACUUCAGUUCAUUUGUGUGAUAAUUAAUAAUUAAAGGCUUAACUAAGGUGCUCUCAAGUACAGUCCUGAGGGCCACCUUAACUUCAGGUGUUUGUCCCAACCACCACCUGCUUUUAACUGGACUCCUGACUUUUAUAUUAAACAAGUGGUCUUUUUCCUGAAAGUACAAAAUGGGUUUGCUACAUUUUUAGGGGACAGUAGCAAGCACUUGUACGUGCAAUAUUACUUUUUCUUGUUUUUUAAGAUUUUGCUUUUUGUGUUCUUGUCAUUUAAUUCUUCUUAUAGCUAAUCAGUGAAAUUUAUACAGUGGUAGCUGCUUACCUUUAGCACUCAGUGUCAUUUGCACCUGCGUCUGCACUUUUCAUCACUAUGUUAAUGUUUGGAUACAAUUAAGGGAGUAAUCUCUACAGGGAAAGAUUAAUGAAAAAAUACAGUAAAAGAAAGUUAACUUUUAAAGGUAUGACAAAAAAUACAAUUUUCUGAAUUUUGUUUACAUGUAAAUAUACUAGCACAUAUUUCUGAUUACAAAAUAAGA
Messenger RNA from Erpetoichthys calabaricus (reedfish), 4409 nucleotides. Its product is annotated as zinc finger protein OZF-like. Bases 510 to 1895 code for a protein of 461 amino acids. Gene Ontology annotation, molecular function: DNA-binding transcription factor activity, RNA polymerase II-specific; RNA polymerase II transcription regulatory region sequence-specific DNA binding. The record is from RefSeq and is a predicted model, not a curated record. Gene Ontology annotation, cellular component: nucleus. Lineage: Eukaryota; Metazoa; Chordata; Cladistia; Polypteriformes; Polypteridae. Gene Ontology annotation, biological process: regulation of transcription by RNA polymerase II. The transcript is spliced from 6 exons.